Cutaneotrichosporon cavernicola is the source of this 1164-nucleotide messenger RNA. RefSeq lists its product as uncharacterized. Gene Ontology annotation, biological process: D-sorbitol catabolic process. Gene Ontology annotation, molecular function: zinc ion binding; L-iditol 2-dehydrogenase (NAD+) activity. The record is from RefSeq and is a predicted model, not a curated record. The coding region runs from base 1 to 1164 and encodes 387 amino acids. The transcript has 4 exons. Lineage: Eukaryota; Fungi; Basidiomycota; Tremellomycetes; Trichosporonales; Trichosporonaceae.
AUGCCCCAGACCCAUCCCACUGGAACCAACGCCCACGUCGUCCUGCUGGGCAAGGAGCGCAUCGAAGUGCAGUACCGUCCGAUUCCGACGGUCAAAAACGACGAGGUCCUCGUCAAGGUCAUGGCGACCGGUCUAUGCGGCACCGACGUCUCCUUCUACACGCGUGGCGGGAUUGGUUCGCGCGUCGUGAGCCAGCCCCUGGUUCUCGGACAUGAGAGCGCCGGCAUCGUCCAUGCUGUUGGCCAUGACGUGACCAAGGUGGCGGUAGGUGACCACGUUGCUAUUGAGCCCGCCUUGCCAUGCCGGAUAUGUCGUUUCUGUCGCUCCGGCCAGUGGAACUACUGCAAGAGAGACCAGUACUUUGCGACUCCUGGAACUGACGGAACCCUGUGUCAAUACUUUGCAUGUCCCGCGACCUCGUGUGUGCCGAUCCCACCCACCCUCCCCUGGCCCCAGGCCGGAUGUAUCCAGCCUCUCGCAAUUGCGGUCCAGAUCGGCCGGCGGGCGCCCAAACUCGCCCACCAAGCUGUGGGCGUUAUGGGAUGUGGACCCCUCGGUCUACUGUGCAUGGCCGUGGCGAAGGCGUAUGCAGCUCGCGAAAUUAUCGGUAUCGACCGUGUUCCCAACCGCGUAGAUUUUGCUCUCAAGUAUGCGGCAACACACGCCGAACUCAACCCCGAACAAGACAUGAAGGCCGAAACACACGGCACACAAGUCAUCAAGGGCCGCGGAAGCAAGAUCCGCGAAGUAGGCGACGAGAUGGCCUGGCUCGACCAUUGGGUCGAGGAACGCCUCCCGAAAUGGGGCGUCGAGCAUGGCCUCGACGUCGUCAUUGACGCGACGGGUGCCGAGCCGUGCAUGCAGCUCGCCGUCGCCCUACUCCGUCCAGGCGGCACUCUAAUCCUAGCUGGCAUGGGGCCUCCUCUCACACGAUUCCCCACGCUCGAAGUAGCGUCAAAGGAACUCACUAUCAGCGGGUCUCUGCGCUACACGACCCGCUGUUUCGAGGACGGGAUCCACCUCGUCGAGCGUGGCCUCGUAGACCUCGCCCCACUCGUCACUAAGACUGUGCCCCUCUGCAAGGCCGAAGAGGCGUUCAAGGCUGCCCGUAGUGGGCCUCUCGCUGGUGGCGAGAUGAAGGUCGUUGUCAUGAACCAGGAGUAG